Purpureocillium lilacinum is the source of this 1737-nucleotide messenger RNA. RefSeq lists its product as uncharacterized. Lineage: Eukaryota; Fungi; Ascomycota; Sordariomycetes; Hypocreales; Ophiocordycipitaceae. The record is from RefSeq and is a predicted model, not a curated record.
AUGGCCGAGGCCGGCGAGCCCUCCGACGACGACCUCGUCCAGCUGUCCGUCCUGCGCGACGAAGAAACCGACGGCCUGGUCGAGGCGGGCCACCUCGGUGCGGACCGUCGAUGGGACGCGCCGCUCGAGUCAACCGUCACCUUUGAGUACGGCGAGAUGGCGCUGCACAUCACUCCCGGGCCGGCGUACCCCAUCGCGCAGCCGGCGUGGGAGAUAUGCAACCGCAGCAUGCCCGUGGACCCCGUCGACGCCCUGCGCAGGCGCUUGCGCGGCAUCAUCGCCGAGGGCACGCUCGUCAACACGCUCGAGCGGCUGCACGCCUGGGUGGAUGCGUGCGACGGCUCCGAGUUCGACUACUCCAAGGUCGUGACGCUGAUGGUCGAGGAGGCGAACCGCGCGAUGGAGCUGUUCCGCGCGGAGCGGCUGCGCAAGACCCCCGUCAAGAAGACUCGGCACGCGACGCCGCGGCUCGACUUUGAUAUCAAGCAGGGCGUCGACAUGCGCACGCUCUCGUGCAGCGAACUCGCGCAGCGCUACCUCGGCGUCACGCCGCAGGCCGUGGCCGGCAUGAUCCCGCCGCGGUACCGCGUCCAGCACGUCGAGGAGGUCCUCCGCAAGGACCUCGCCGUGGGCUUCGACCGCGCCCUCGCACAGCUCCGCACGGAGCUCUCCUCGCUGCCGCUGAGCACGCUGCGCCGGCACGCCCCGCCGCAGCUGUGCCACCGCAGCGCCCGCGUGGCCGACUACGUCGAGCACCUGUCGCGGCCGCGGCUCACCUUCCACGGCACGCAGCGGCGCUUCGUGUCGAGCAUCGUGCGGCACGGGUUCCUGCGGCCGGGCAUGCGCGACCCCGCGACGGGCGCGGAGCACGGCGUGCGCUGCGGCGCGACGUACGGGCGCGGCAUCUACAGCUCGCCCGACGCGGGCUUCGGGCUGGCGUACGCGGACCGCUGGUGCGGGCGGACCACCCCGGGGAGCUACUUUGGCGUCAAGCUGAUUGUGUGCGCGACGCUCAUGGGCCGCGCGCGGCCCAUGUUCCGCGACGACGGGUGGCGCGACAGCGACGAGCCGCACGAGGGCGCCGACUCGCACGUCGCCAACGGGGGGCUCGAGUACGUCGUCUUCGACCCGCCGCGCAUCCUGCCCGUGUAUGUCGUGCACCUCGACUGGGGCGACGGCGACAACGCCGGCUUCUUCGCGGACGUGCCCGACGACCCGGCCGAGUACGCUGCGUGGGCCGCCGCGCAGGCGAGCAAGGCGCGCGGCAAGACGCACCCGCGCCUACACGACGGCGAGGCGCCCUCGCAGCUGUUUGCGGGCGACAGGCAGCGCGCAAAGGAGGCCGUGUUUGCCAGGGCGGCCAAGUACUUCCCCUACGGGUACGGGCCCGCGUCGGGGACCAAGUUCCAGGUGCUCGAGGUGGGCGAGGUGUCGGAGGACGAGGAGGACUACGGCGAGUACCAGGAGCAGCGCGUCGUCGACGAGACGGGCCGUCGCCAUGACGGGGACGGUGGCCUGGGUGCGGGCGGAUACUGGAGCUGGCAGAAGAUGGGCGAGCUGGAGGACCACGGCGAGGAGGGCGUCGAGCGCGACGAAUACCUCGCGCAGAAGAGGGCGCACGGUCCGUCGUGGAGCGACGUGCUGCUGCCGGAGGAGGGGGAGCAGCAGAAGGGGGAGGACGUGGAGGACGAUGAGUAUGAGUUUUGCCUUGGGAGGCUGAUGGGCGCAGAAGAAUGA